Molecule: messenger RNA, 2329 nt
Organism: Sinocyclocheilus rhinocerous
Lineage: Eukaryota; Metazoa; Chordata; Actinopteri; Cypriniformes; Cyprinidae
Product: dedicator of cytokinesis protein 2-like
Exons: 22
Coding region: 63-2231 (722 amino acids)
Biological process (GO): small GTPase-mediated signal transduction; cell migration; myoblast fusion
Cellular component (GO): plasma membrane; cytoplasm
Molecular function (GO): guanyl-nucleotide exchange factor activity; small GTPase binding
Source: RefSeq, a predicted model, not a curated record
AUUCUGUCUUUGUUUGUCAGGCUGCAGACAGACAGCAGUGAGACUCUCGAGUGGUGGCCUGUAUGACGGCUAUUCUCAGUCAGAUGGACGACAGACACUAUUCACGCUACAUAGAGACCUUCAGCGGGACCACAGACCUAGUGGACUUCCUGAUGGAGACGUUUCUGUUGUUUAAGGAUCUGAUUGGUAAACAUGUCUACCCAUCUGACUGGGUCACUAUGAUCAUGGUGCAAAACCGGGUGUUUCUCCGAGCAAUCAACACAUACGCCGACACCAUGAACCACAAGUUCCUCGACAACAACAGCUUUGAAGUGCAGUUAUGGAAUAAUUACUUCCAUUUGGCUGUGGCGUUUAUUACCCAGGAGUCUUUGCAGUUGCAGCAUUUCUCUCCCACCAAAAGGAGCAAGAUUCUGGCCAAAUAUGGAGACAUGAGACGGCUGAUUGGUUUUGCUAUCAGAGACAUGUGGUACAAGCUUGGUAGAAAUAAGAUCUGUUUCAUUCCCGGGAUGGUGGGUCCCAUCCUGGAGAUGACGCUCAUCCCGGAGGAAGAGCUGCGGAGAGCGACCAUCCCCAUAUUCUUUGACAUGAUGCAGUGUGAACACAACCACUCCGGAAACUUCAAAAAGUUUGAGAACGAGAUCAUCCUGAAGUUGGAUCAUGAAGUGGAAGGGGGUGGAGGAGACGAGAGAUACAUGGAGCUGCUACAGAGCAUUCUUUUAGAGUGCGCUCAGGGACGCCCCCCACUGCUGACCGAGGUACAGCACUUCGUUACCCUUGUGACCGGCCUCCUGGAGCGACUCCUUGACUACCGCACAGUGAUGAGCGAUGACAGUCGAAACAACCGCAUGAGCUGCACUGUCAAUCUUCUGAAUUUCUACAAGGACAUCAACCGUGAGGGGAUGUACAUCAGGUACCUCUAUAAAUUGCGGGAUCUUCAUUUGGAUGGAGAAAACUACACAGAGGCGGCGUAUACACUCCUGCUGCACUCCAAACUGCUCAAGUGGUCAGAGGAGCAGUGCAUCCUUCAGCUGGACUAUCAGACGCCUCAUUCCCAGCGGCAGCUCAAAGAAUCGCUCUACGACACCAUCAUCAGCUACUUUGAUAUGGGCAAGAUGUGGGAGGAGGCCAUCACUCUGUGUAAGGAGUUAGCAGAUCAGUUCGAGAUGGAGGUCUUCGAUUACGAGCUGCUCGGACAGAAACUGAAUCAGCAGGCCAAGUUUUAUGAGAACAUUAUGAAGAUCCUGCGGCCCAAGCCAGACUACUUUGCUGUGGGAUAUUAUGGCUGCGGCUUCCCUCAGUUCCUCAGGAAUAAGGUUUUCAUUCACCGUGGGAAGGAGUACGAGCGCAGGGAAGAUUUCCAGAGUCAGUUGAUGAGUCAGUUUCCCAGCGCUGUGAGACUCAACAUCACCACAAUGCCUGGAGACGACAUUAAAAACUCCAACAUGCAGUAUAUCCAGUGUUUUACAGUGCAGCCGGUUCUGGAGAUCCCGCCGCGUCUGAAGAACAAACCAGUGCCUGAUCAGAUCAUCAAUUUCUACAAGUCCAACUAUGUCCAGCGGUUCCAGUACUCCAGACCUGUGAGGAGAGGGAAAGUGGAUCCUGAUAAUGAGUUUGCUUCCAUGUGGAUCGAGCGAACCACAUUCAUAACUGCUUACAAACUUCCAGGAAUCCUUCGCUGGUUUGAGGCCACUAGCAUGACCCAUGUGAGUCUCUGUUCCUGUCACAUAUCUCUGGACAGUGGCGUUCCUCCCUCUCCGUCCAUCAUCCCUCGUUCCAGUGGAAGUGUCAGUGUGAUGGAUGAGAGUGGUGUUGAAGUGGAGGUGAAACUGAGGAAAUCCAAGAAGAAGAAGAAGCCCGGUCGUGGCAGCAUGAUCUUCAUCAGCGAGGAGAAAGAGCGGAGCAGCACCCUCAACAAACGGCUCUCCAAGAAGCAGGAGUUUCGCAGUGACACGAAUCUGUCAGAGCCGAGUGUGAGCAGCGGCCUCGUCAACUCCCGAUCUCUGCCCACUAUUGCAGGUCUGUCUCUGUCAGUAGCCAAUGGGAGUGAGGAGGUGGAGUCAGCGCGGUCCAAGCGUGACAGUAAAAGCGUUUCUGUGUGUCUGCCAUCUGACCGCACCGGUGACCGUCGCUCCAAAGGAGUCAUAAACCUGCUCUUUAAAACCAAGAUGAACUCCAAACCUGAUGAAGCAAAAACAUCUUCCGAACCGUCUGAACCAUCCACUCAUUUUUAAUUCUGUCUCUUUAGUUUUUUUAUUAGCAUUUUGGCUGUUCAUUUUUCUACCACUCUUAACUUGAAUCUGUUACAAACAGAAGUGAUAAAGCUCUUAAA